UAUCGCGGCCAUUAAGGAGGUUGUCGUUGAAUCCCGUGUAAUUAUUUCAUCCUAAAGUUCCGAUAUUCGAUAUAAAAUGCGUGAAAUUGUUCAUCUCCAAGCCGGUCAAUGCGGCAAUCAAAUAGGUGCCAAGUUUUGGGAGGUGAUCUCAGAUGAGCACGGCAUCGAUCCUACAGGCGCCUAUCACGGGGAUUCGGAUCUUCAGCUGGAACGAAUCAAUGUUUAUUACAAUGAAGCCUCCGGACCGAAGUACGUACCGCGCGCGAUUCUGGUGGAUCUUGAACCCGGCACGAUGGACUCUGUGCGUUCGGGAUCUUUCGGACAAAUAUUCCGACCGGAUAACUUUGUGUUCGGACAAUCGGGAGCCGGCAAUAAUUGGGCCAAAGGCCAUUAUACCGAGGGCGCCGAACUGGUCGACUCUGUUCUCGAUGUGGUGAGGAAGGAGGCGGAGAGCUGCGAUUGUCUUCAGGGUUUCCAAUUAACGCAUUCGCUGGGAGGUGGUACUGGAUCCGGAAUGGGAACUCUGCUUAUUACGAAGAUCCGAGAGGAAUAUCCGGACAGAAUUAUGAGCACCUUCUCCGUCGUACCCUCUCCGAAAGUCUCCGACACUGUUGUAGAACCUUACAACGCCACCCUGUCGGUUCAUCAACUAGUGGAGAACACGGAUCAAGCUUAUUGCAUCGACAACGAAGCGCUCUAUGACAUUUGCUUCCGUACUUUGAAGUUGACUACUCCUACGUACGGGGACCUGAAUCAUCUCGUUUCUGCUACCAUGUCUGGCGUGACAACCUGUCUAAGAUUUCCUGGCCAAUUGAACGCCGAUCUGAGAAAGCUCGCGGUGAAUAUGGUUCCGUUUCCUCGAUUGCACUUCUUCAUGCCCGGCUUCGCGCCUCUCACAUCCCGAGGAAGCCAACAGUAUCGAGCUCUCACUGUGCCAGAGCUCACCCAGCAGAUGUUCGAUGCCAAGAACAUGAUGGCCGCUUGCAAUCCACGUCACGGACGUUAUCUCACCGUUGCGGCUGUGUUCCGUGGUAGAAUGUCAAUGAAGGAGGUCGACGAGCAGAUGCUCAACGUUCAGAACAAAAACAGCUCGUUCUUCGUCGAGUGGAUACCGAACAAUGUGAAAACGGCGGUGUGCGAUAUUCCGCCCCGUGGCCUCAAGAUGUCCGCCACCUUCAUCGGCAACUCCACGGCCAUUCAGGAACUGUUCAAGAGAAUCUCCGAACAAUUCACGGCGAUGUUCAGGAGGAAGGCCUUCCUCCACUGGUACACCGGUGAAGGCAUGGAUGAGUUGGAAUUUAACGAGGCGGAGUCGAACAUGAACGAUCUAGUAUCGGAGUAUCAGCAGUAUCAAGAUGCGACAGUGGAAGAUGAUGAAAUAGACGAGGAAGAAAUGGAGAAAUAAAAGAGAAGCAGAGAACCUUGCAAAUUUUUUUUGACUUGAUUGUUUCUUUGGUACUUGUUAUUUUUGCUUUUUUAAAUAAUGCUUUACAGUAUUUUAUAUGUCAUUUGUGUACACGCAUUUUGAGAGGAAAUUUGUAUUGUUUCUUGUGAAGUUUAUAAUAAAUAAUACGUUGUGGCAGAAACAUUAAAUUGCUUUUAUGGUCGCAAAUUAAUUCACGACUUUUUUCUAAGCACGUGAUAUUCUGAUCGCUUAAGAAAUUACUUUUCGCGCUGUCAGCAUCAUCUAUAUCAGUUAAUGACAUUGUAUAGCGUGAGAUAUAAAUACACGCGUCUCUUAAAUAAGACGAGUAUUCGCAGGCCUUUAAAAACGCGAUUCUCGUUAUCGAAUUCGAUAUCGUCCUUCUGGCCAACUCACAUUGAUGAACACAAGGCCUUGGCAAAAAUUGGUGA
Molecule: messenger RNA, 1854 nt
Organism: Camponotus floridanus (Florida carpenter ant)
Lineage: Eukaryota; Metazoa; Arthropoda; Insecta; Hymenoptera; Formicidae
Product: tubulin beta chain
Exons: 3
Coding region: 77-1405 (442 amino acids)
Biological process (GO): mitotic cell cycle; microtubule cytoskeleton organization
Cellular component (GO): cytoplasm; microtubule
Molecular function (GO): structural constituent of cytoskeleton; GTPase activity; GTP binding
Source: RefSeq, a predicted model, not a curated record